CAGCCUUUAUGUCGUAAGCUUUUCAUUUCUUUUCUACUAAUGAAAAGUUUUUAUUACCCAUUAAUUGAUGAUCUAUAAUGUUCUUUGAAGUGAUCCAAAUGGUUGUCAUAGUUUUUAAAGAAAAUAAAUAGAUAACAAAUAGUCUGAGUCAUGAUCAUCAUAUUAUAGUGGUGUAUAUAUGUGAUCCAGUAUUUAUGCAAAUGUUGAACGGAUCGACGGAGUACAAUAUCAAUAAUACUGCUGUAUCAUCAGGACAUAAAGACAAAAUGAGCGCCGGGAGUGCUAGUGUAGAACGGGAGCUGGCGAGCACGCGGCGCUUGCUGUGGGGUGAACACGUUAAAGAAGAUGUGUUUCGUCGGUGGGCUCAAGGCUUUCAGUUUAGCCCCGACGAGCCUAGCGCGCUCAUCCAGCAGGAGGGUGGACCCUGUGCCGCUAUCGCUCCGGUGCAAGGCUUCCUUCUUAAAAUUCUUCUGUCUGAAACACCAGGACACAGUUUUCAGGACUUGACCUCAGAGAAGUGUAACUCUCUGCUUGUUAGGGCUGUGUGUACAAUAUUAAGCCAGUGUCUAGCACCUAAGUACAAUGUGGCUGUGCAUAGGAAGAGUGAUGCGGACGCAGAGACCAGCACGGGCCAUACAGUCAGUGCGGAGGAACAAUCUUGUGAAACAAUUGAACAUUUUCAUCGUAGGAUCGAGGUGCAUCCGUUUCAGACAUUGUCUGAAGUGGAAGCAUUCUACACAAGGAACAUUCGUGUUUUGAAAGACAAAUAUGGUGUUCUGUUACUUUUGUACAGUGUCAUUCUGAGCAAGGGUGUAGCGACAGUGGAAACCGAGUUGGCAGAACUCUCAGACCCAUUGAUACACUCCACGUACGGCUAUGGAUCUCAGGGCCUCAUCAAUUUGAUGCUCACUGGUCGAGCUGUGGCACACGUUUGGGAUCACGACCAGGUGGUCGGAGGGCUGCGGCUUCGAGGUAUAGAAAAACAAAAUGACAUUGGUUUCCUUACAAUAAUGGAGCACAUGCAAUAUUGUACAGUAGGUUCCUUCUACAAGAAUCCAAAACACCCAGUGUGGGUGUUAGCUUCAGAGACACACCUUACUGUACUCUUCUCACUAGAACGGAGACUAGCCGCCCCAGAGACUGCAGGGGAAUCAGCUGAACGUAUAUUUAGAUCAUUUGAUCCUGAAGGGAAUAAUUUUAUUCCAUCUGCUGCACUGCAGGAUGUGCUGUGUGCAGCGGAUCUCGUCAGCGAGCCUGAAUAUGUAGAAUUAAUGAGGAGAAAACUGGACUCUGAAAACUUGGGCAUCAUCCUUUUGAGUGCAUUCAUGGAUGAAUUUUACCCGGGAUGCGAACGAGGUGCUCCAGACACCUUCACCCUCCACCACUACAACGGGCUGUCGCGCAGCAACCCCGCGGGGCGGGUGACGUACCGCACCGGCCGCGCAGCACUACUAGAGUGUCCCAUGCGAGCUGCCAGUGCAGAUCCCAUGCUCACGUGUUUGCAAACCAAAUGGCCAAGUAUCGAUGUGGUCUGGGACGAUGGACAGUCCCCGUCUCUCAAUUAGCGAAGCUCAACCCUUUGUUGAUGACCUUAUACUCGGAACUUGUACUGUGACUGUGAGAGGAAACAUUAAAAUGUACUUUAAAAUAUGUCACCGAAAAUUCCAUUACUUUAUUGUAUUAACUUAUGUAAAAAAUUGUAUCAAAUGUCGAGGCUCCGUUGGCCAACACACUGUUUGGGCAGCUAUUUUGCAUACAAUUGGGAAUGCCUGCCAUGAAAAGUAUAUUUUAUAUAUUACUUUAUGUAUAUGUCUAGUAUUCAAUGGUUACAAGCUGCCGUCAAAGGUGAUCUGACAAAUUGAGAAUUAAUGCUCAGUUAAUGAUUUCUGAAUUUGAGUUAAAAUGUUGAUUUAUAAAUUUAUGUUAAUUAUCAUAAGAGGCAGUAUGUUCAGUUUUUCCCAGUCAAUUGCUAACCUAGGCACAACUGUUAGAAGUACACCAUAUAAUUUCAAUCUAUUUAUGAGUAUUUGCUACACUUAGAAUUAUUAAUUGCACAUCCAGUCACAUGUGACAUCCAAUAUAUUAUACUUGCUGUGUUCUCAUAACUUAAUGUUCCAUUGCUGUGUGUAAUAUUAUGGAAUCCUUCACAAUAUGUAGAUUAUUCAAUAAGUGAAUGUACUAUUAUUGUAUUUAAAUGUUUCAAACACAUUCAAAUACAAUAACAUACAAUAUGUAUGCAAUAUAUAAUAGAAUAACGAGCAAUAUUGUAUUGUACCUCAAAACAACGCUGCCAAGUAUCUGUUGUAAAUAUGUCUGUUUUUGUACUUAUGUAGUACUUUAAGUAAAUAAUCUGGGCUGUAGGUACUUUAUUUAACAUUGUCACUUGUGUACAUAAAUAUUUUGUAAAUUGUGCGCCCGCGCCGUCGUGGACACCCUGGGAGCAAUAUGUGUUACAUAAAUGACAUUCAUAAUAAUGGGUAUGUAAAGAGCUGUAAAUACCUAUUUUUAGAAAAUAAAUAUUAGCUCUAAAAUAUUCCAGUUGUUAUUUUCAAGGCCAUGUAAGUUUGGACAAUAUAUCAGCUCAGAGAGAAUUUGUCACUGAAAAUAGCGUGUUAGUGUAAGUGAGCCUACGUUAUGUAUAACAUGUCUGGUAUUUGGAUAUAUUUGAAUCCAAUUUGUGUAAAAUAGCUGUGCACACUGGUGUCGCAACAUGGAAAGUAUAAUUAUUAAUACAAGAUAUUUCAGUUAGUCAUAACAUACAUACAUAGUGUAAACAUGCUUUUUUUAACUACAAAACUGAGUUUUAUUUUGUAUGACUUUGGUAUAAAAA
Messenger RNA from Achroia grisella, 2830 nucleotides. RefSeq names its product ubiquitin carboxyl-terminal hydrolase MINDY-3 homolog. Bases 195 to 1565 code for a protein of 456 amino acids. The transcript is spliced from 2 exons. The record is from RefSeq and is a predicted model, not a curated record. NCBI's taxonomy places the organism in Eukaryota, Metazoa, Arthropoda, Insecta, Lepidoptera, Pyralidae. Gene Ontology annotation, molecular function: K48-linked deubiquitinase activity; cysteine-type deubiquitinase activity. Gene Ontology annotation, biological process: protein K48-linked deubiquitination.